This is a messenger RNA of Impatiens glandulifera, 1708 nucleotides long. Its product is annotated as probable protein phosphatase 2C 52. NCBI's taxonomy places the organism in Eukaryota, Viridiplantae, Streptophyta, Magnoliopsida, Ericales, Balsaminaceae. The coding region runs from base 217 to 1518 and encodes 433 amino acids. The transcript is spliced from 6 exons. Gene Ontology annotation, biological process: protein dephosphorylation. The record is from RefSeq and is a predicted model, not a curated record. Gene Ontology annotation, molecular function: protein serine/threonine phosphatase activity.
CGGGAGUGCACUGCUCUCUCUCUCUCCUCUCCACUUCACUCUACUUCUGAAGCUUCUCCGAUUGCUCUUCCGUCCGUUAAUCCUCUCUACUUAUCACUUUUGCGAAGAAACCCUAAUAAUUUUCAGUCUAUAAACCCUCAUUCUCUCCAACAAUCUCUCAUCUGUUCACAAUCAAUGCGCCAUAUCAUCAGACCACUUUGAACUGAGGUGAGGACAAUGGGUAGUUGUGUUUCUACCAGUAGACAGAGUUCUUCUUGUUGUUGUAUUGGUAUUGGAAAGAGGGCUAUAAGAACACAUUCUGAUCAUGCUGCUAGAUUACAACAAUUAUCAUCAAUACCUAAUAGGAUAAUCAUGAAUGGAAAUAGUACAACUUCUUGUGUUUUCACUCAGCAGGGACGAAAGGGUAUAAAUCAGGAUGCCAUGAUUGUUUGGGAUGAUUUUAUGCCAGAAGAUGUGACCUUUUGUGGUGUAUUUGAUGGUCAUGGUCCAAAUGGUCAUCUUGUUGCUCGAAGAGUAAGGGAUGUUUUUCCUUUGAAGUUGUUAUCGUUCUUUUCUUCUCACGAUUCAAAGUCAAGCGGAGAUAGAGAGGAAGAUAAAUUACAUUCGUUAUGGAGAGAUUUAUUUCUUAAAUCGUACAAGGCGAUGGACAAAGAACUAAGCACUCAUCCUUCUUUAGAUUGCUUCUGUAGUGGCAGCACUUCCAUCACUUUACUGAAACAGGGUUCGAAUCUAUUCAUGGGGUAUAUUGGGGAUUCUCGAGCAGUUAUGGGGUCUAAGGAUGAAAAUGAUUCCAUGGUGGCAAUUCAAUUGACUGUUGAUCUUAAGCCUGACUUGCCAAGGGAAGCUGAAAGGAUAAAAAGUUGUAAAGGAAGAGUUUUUGCAUUACAAGAUGAACCUGAAGUUUCGAGAGUUUGGUUACCUUUUGAUGAUGCCCCUGGUUUAGCAAUGGCUAGAGCGUUUGGUGACUUUUGCUUGAAGGAUUACGGAGUCAUCUCUAUUCCUGAGUUCUCUCAUCGGAUUCUUAACGAGAGAGAUAUAUUUGUUGUUCUUGCUUCGGAUGGGGUUUGGGAUGUCUUGAGCAACGAAGAGGUAGUCCAAAUAGUAUCAUCAUCCCCAACUAGGUCAUCAGCGGCUAAGACCCUUGUGGAGUCUGCAGCUCGAGAAUGGAAAUUCAAAUACCCCACUUCAAAAAUGGACGAUUGUGCGGUUGUAUGCUUGUUCUUGGAUGGGAAAAUGGAUUCCGAAUCCGAUAACGAAGAACAUGGUUUCUCUUCCGCAACACAUGAUAGUAACGCGAUCGAAUCGGAUGAUGGACAACAGUAUAAUAGCGAGCCAUGCCUGCAGAGAAAUUUCACUGUCAGAUCCUCCUCCGAUGAAAAUGACCACAAUUAUAAGAAUGUGGCAGCAGUUGAAGAUAAUAGUGGAGACUUGAAUUGGUUGGGAUUGGAAGGGGUUACACGAGUCAAUUCUCUUGUACAACUUCCUAGAUUUUCUGAAGAAAGACCAACAACUUCCUAGUUUUUUGUUUUGUUUUUUAUUUGCAAAGCAAGUAUUAGACCCAAAGUUUAUUAAGUGUUUUGAUUCUAUCAGCCUUGCACCGAGGACAAACUAUAUGUGUUUUUUCGACGAUGAGAAUGGGUAAUGUAUAAUGUUGAAUGUAGAUUUAAUGGGUUUUUUACUGGUAAGUUGAUGUUGAUUUCAUUUUCUA